UAAACAGUCGAUUUCCUUUUGUGCUUAAGGUUUUGUACACACUGACUAGAGUGUGAUUUGCCGUAAAAUGUUUUUAAAUCUAGGUGGCCAUAGAAUAUCCAUGCUCUGUGUAUUUGGUUACAUUCUGGUUGGCUCUUAUAUCUUGGAGUGCAAAGGCAAGAGUGUCGGUGAUUCAAGCAAUAGUGAAAAUGUUAUUAAAGACGACACUGUGGAGUACCUCAAAUCUUAUGGGGAGAAAAUGAGAUCUUACAUGAAUCUAAGCGUGGCACCUUGUGAUGACUUUUACGAAUACGCCUGCGGAAAUUGGAAAAACGUACGUCCGGAUCGGUUCCAGCCCAACCACAAAAGAAACAACCUCUUAGAUAUUAUCUACACCCUGAUCAAUGAAGGAGAGAAGCUCCUGACCAGCACGCAGUUGGCCCAGGCACUCAACGUUUCUUCGGAACUGUUGGUUGCGCAACAGUUCUACAACACGUGUCUCUCGGCGGUGGUGUUUCCGUUUCCAGCCGCUGAUCCCGCUUAUCUGAAGCUUAUCAGGUCCCUAGGUGGUUUCCCCGCCGUCGACGGAGCGGCUUGGAAUGCUUCUAGCUUUAGCUGGUUUAAUAUGAGCGCCCAUCUUACUAAUUUUGGGGUUAAUGGGUUAAUCAACGAAGAUAUUUUGCCCCAGUACCCUUUUGGUCCGUAUUUUAAAUUGCCGGAACUGGGGUUUGAUCAUAUCGUCCAGACGGAUAACAUAGCCAACAGUACCUCCCGAGCCUACAAGCUCAACGAGAAACGAAUGAAGAGUUAUCUGCAACCUUAUAAUCUCACGGAGGACAAGAUUUCGGAGGUGAUCGCUGGGGUUUUUGACUUCUGGCGUGACGCUCUUGCAGUUGCGGAUAGAUUUGAAGGUGAUAACGAGAAAUGUAUAGAAAUUUCUGCCAACGAGGAUCUGCCUAAGUUUCAUCAGUGGGAGAGUUACUACGAGAUUGCAUGGAACGGGAAAAACUUUUCUAACGUGGGAGGAACGGAUGGAUAUUGCGACUACUACUACGAACUGUUGGAAAAAGUGUGCUCAAAGCACCCAGAGGCAGUGGCAAACUAUCUAGCCAUGCUACUGUUAUAUCGAAUGGAUGCCAAACUGAAGGAGGAGAAGUAUCACAAGGAUUACUGCCUCUCGAUGGUGCAAUUCAGCUUUUCCCAUCUUCUUAACAAACUGUACAUGGCGGAGCAUUUUAUCGAACGGACUCGCUCAGAGGUAUCUGCCAUUGUAGGGGAAGUUCGCAAAAGCCAGAGGAAGGCGCUGGAGAAAGUCGAAUGGUUGGACCCGGAGACUCGGCGAGAGGCACAGCUAAAGGAGUCAACCAUUGAAUCUGUCAUUGGUAGCUACGAGAACGAAGAGGUUAACACGCGCCUGAUCCAAGAAAUCCGCGGCUUGGACUUGAAGAAUGCGAGCUAUUUCCAGAACUUGAUCCACCUACGAAAACUGGUUACCCGCCUGCGCCGUUUUAAUGGAUUCCACUACGAGGAACUGCAUAACGAAUCCAAGCCCCUAGAGCUGCUAUUGGGCAUGCAGGUGAAUGCCUUUUAUUACAACCUUGAUAACUCAAUUUAUGUUAUGGCUGGCAUAUUGCAUCCACCCGCUUAUCAUCCGGACUGGCCCAAUUCUCUAAAAUUUGGUACUUUAGGCUACCUGGUGGGUCACGAGCUAACUCACGGAUUUGAUACCAUAGGCUCCACGUUCAAUAGCGAAGGCGAAAUGCGCAACUGGUGGUCAAAGAAGUCUCGGGCGGUUUUUGAGGAGCGAGCAACGUGUUUUGUAGACCACUACGGUCGCUAUCUUAUACCUGAGAUUAAUCAGAAAAUCAAUGGCAAAGAGACCCAGGACGAAAACAUCGCGGAUAGCGGUGGGCUGCAGGGUGCACUUGAUGCAUAUCGCAACCACAUGAAACAGUUGAAGAAUAGAAGCGAUGAGGACAACGAGAUCCUAAAAAGCGAAAAAAUGCCCGGGCUGGAUCUUUCGCCAGAACAGCUUUUUUAUCUCGGAUUUGCCCAGCUCUGGUGUUCGGAUUAUGAGCAGGAACACUUUUGGGAGGAGUUAAAAAUGGAACACACCAUAGACAAGUAUCGUGUCUUGGGUGCAGUUUCCAAUAAUCAUGAUUUUUCAAAGGUCUAUAACUGUCCUGUCGGCAGCCUAAUGCAUCCCAAAGCGGAUGCUUGCCAUAUUUGGUAAUUGGUACUAAAUAAUACAUUUAAAGAAUGAAGCAGCCUAAACAUUUUUAAAUACCACCAUAGUAUUUAAAAACUGUUUAAUCUUGUUAAAUACCUGAUUAUAAAAAGAAGUCAUA
Molecule: messenger RNA, 2327 nt
Organism: Drosophila bipectinata
Lineage: Eukaryota; Metazoa; Arthropoda; Insecta; Diptera; Drosophilidae
Product: neprilysin-4-like
Biological process (GO): proteolysis
Cellular component (GO): plasma membrane
Molecular function (GO): metalloendopeptidase activity
Source: RefSeq, a predicted model, not a curated record